This is a messenger RNA of Saccoglossus kowalevskii, 14831 nucleotides long. RefSeq lists its product as uncharacterized. The record is from RefSeq and is a predicted model, not a curated record. NCBI's taxonomy places the organism in Eukaryota, Metazoa, Hemichordata, Enteropneusta, Harrimaniidae.
GCUGCGUGUUCCUAAACGCAUUCCUAUGCUCCUUCUAUUCAACGCUAAAAUGAAUGGAGGCGAGGGAAUCGUCAACAGCCAACAAGUGGGUCUUUGAAACGUGACCGAAUCUCGUCAAGUGUGUGAAUUUUCACUUUGUGGACAUGGCGUUCGUCCUAAGCCAUUUGAUUUGGUUGUUGAGCCUGCCGUUACUGGCCGUGGCACAAAAUUGCGACGAGAACUGUACUGGUACGAUUGUUGGGGUAGCGAUUGGGUGUGUUCUGGGCACCUUAGUUAUUGUCGGCAUCGCCAUUUUAUUAUUCAUGCUGUAUAGAAAGCGAGUGAAGGCUCGUAGAGACCACCAAACUACACUGGGCACCAUCGCUAACCCCAACGUUGUACCAGAUAUACAGCACACACAAAAUUCGAAUAUCGAGCAAGAGUGCACGGCUUACCAAGUAUUCAUGUCAAGUUUGAAUAGUCAAGACAUGGAAGGAACAGCAGUAAUGGAAAAUGAAUAUGCAAAAGUUAUAGAGGAUGAACCAGAUGGUAUGAAUCCAGAAAUAGCACGUCCUACUUUCAAUCCAAAUUAUGAUGUUGGGCCUAUUAAGAAAUGUAAGACCCUAAAAGUCCUUUUAAAUGAAAAUCUAACAGAGACGUCACUUGGAUUGAAUAUAGCUGGUAGUCAGCAGCAUGGUAUAUUUAUCAACAAAGUAACAUCAGGUGGAGCUGCUGAACAGUCAGGAGUUGUUGAAAAAGGUGACAAGAUUCGAAGUGUGACAGUACAUUUUGACAAAAUUGCUUACGAAGACGCCCUGACUAUCUUAAGUUAUGCUGCAAGAUAUAAAGUUGGAAUGGAGUUAGAACGUGAAUUUGGACAGGCAAAACUGUCAUUAGAAGAUCCAAUGGUUGCUAAAUCUCAGUUUCCACAAACACUUAUGCUGCCAAAGGAUAUUCUCAGCUUCUCUCAUACCGAAGAUGACUUUGAUCUACAGAAACACAGCUCACUGCCCAAUGUUGUUAGUGUGGGAGAGGAUACAAAUGAACAAAAUCUUGAAAGGGGAAAUUCUCUUCCCAGAGAUUUUCAAACCUCAGAAAGCAAACAUCAACGGGGAGAUUCAAUUGACAGUGGUGCUGUUUUGAGUGACAAUGCCAUAUCCCCCAGUCCUCAUGAACAAAUAAUUGAUAAAAAGAAUAACCAAAUACCUCACGAUGACUACACAAUUGACGCUGAUGAUUCUAUAUUUGAUUAUGAUGUACCAGACAGUGAUUAUGAUGUGAAUCCUGGUCUACAAGAAGCACAUACAUCUGAUGAUGAUGUCAGUCAAGCAUCAGACGGACCUGAUACUACAUAUGUCACACUAUCUCAAGAGAAUGAGCAAAGCUACAUUGUCGCAGAACAUAUAUCUUAUGUUGAUAACUCUGUCACCCAUAAGAAAAUCAGGACUACUUCUUCUUCUUCUUCUGAUUCCUCAUUGUGUGAUCAUGAAGUAAAAUUGAUGGAAAUAAACAAUCAUCAUGGAAAUGAGCUGCAUGGUAUUUCAUCAAUGCAUUUGUCAGAAAAAAUUGAUGUAAUCGAAACACAUGGUGAUAAUGUAAUUCUAGCUGCCAGUGAUGAUGUGGAUUUCGUGAGCGAAAUUGACGAUGCUCUUCAGGAAAAACAGAUGUUUGAACUUCAACAAGCAGAACUUAAGGAAGAAGGUGAUCCAGCUGUCAUAUCAAUUAAACGAAAGGAUAGUAGCAGCAGCAGUAGUAGUAGUAACAGUAGUAGCAGCAGUUUGGCGAGUGACAAAGUAAAAAAUGAUGUAUCACAAACAUUUGACACUCCAUCAGCUGAGUUAACGAAAACAGCACAAAUGAUUCAAGUUGAGUCACAAUCACCAAUGAUUGGUACUGUACACAUUAACAACGAUGACAACAUGGGGAGUGACAAACGCGAAAAUAUUGUAAUUGAAACAUAUGAUGGAGAAAAAACGGAAGAAACUACAUUAUCCAUCACCACAACAAUCACAAGAAAAUACAGCAGUGGAAGUAGUAGAAGUUCAGAUCCAGCAUAUGUAGUAAUGGGAGAAAUAGACAACUUGGCCACUAAUGAGAUGAUAGUCACCUCAGACCAUGUACAUAACACUUCACAAACCAAUGAAUGUACCAAUGCAGGAGUGAAUAUUAUUGAUGUAACUAGACAUGAGUCUGAAAAUGGAACAGUGAAAGAGAUAGAAAAAAAAUCACGAAGUAGUAGCACUGCAAGCAACAAUUCAGAUAAUGAUGAAUUUGUGUCUCGUGUCAACAUUGAACUGGAAACAAGACAUAGCAGGAGUUUCAGUAGUAGUAGUAGUAGCUCUACAAGUUGUGAUGAAAAUAGUCAUGUUGCUGGUUCAUAUGAUAUCAAUCCACUCCUGGAUGACAACAUACCUGAUAAAUGUGAUCAUUCAAGCAUGGUGACCAUAUUGGCUGUCAGGAAAACACCAGAAUUUGAAGAACCUGUUUCUGAUGUCUUGACUGAAGAUGCAGUUAAACAGAAUGAUAGUAGCUGUAGUACUGCAACUGCACGUUUCGAUGAUGUAGCUACUGAAAUGUAUGUAUCGACAGUUAAUGUUGAAGAACCAGAUGACAGUAAAGUUACCAAUGAAACAUCUCACACUAUUCACACUAGUGUCAGCAUCAAUUCCGAAAAUAGCAAAUUGUUGACUCCAGCUCAAUCAAACAUUACAGUUAGUAAUGCCGAGUUCACAGAACUGUCGAUUAAAUGUGAUGUGGAACAACCUGAUAUAAACACAAAUGGAUCUCACCAUGAUAGCAUGAAUGAAAGAAAUGAAUACACAGUUUCAGAAAUAUCGCACAAUGUACCGAUUGAGAGGAGUCAGAUUAGUGAAGCGCCUGUUGAAGGGCCUGAGUUGCGUAUUGAAACUGUUAGCAGUACGAGUAGAAGGGAACAAAUAUCUGAAAAAGAUAUUACAGAUGCAGCAGACACAAAAGCGGGGAAAAGGAAAAGUUUUAAAUUAUUUGGAAAGAAAAACAAGGAGUCAAAGCAGACAAAAGAAAACAAAGACCAAUCAAAGGAGAAAACUGGGCCAAAGCAUUUCUUUAAAAAGAAGCAUAAAGAACAUAAUACUGUUAACUUGGCAGUAGUAGAUGCGUCCCUGAAAGAUGAAACAGAAUUCAAAGAUUCAGAAAACACAUAUCCAAAGAAAUCAAAGGCAAAAAAGAAAAGUGAUCGAAAGAAAACACCAGUCACACUAUCACAUGAAGAUGAUUUAGGUAUUGCAGCUGAUGAAACUGAUGCUCAACCUGUUAUUGCUGAUGGUGACAUACAGUCAACAGAACAGUUAAAUACACUUAUCCCAGUAUAUUCAGCAGAAGAAGAAAGGCAUGACACAUUUGAAGCUAGAAAAUAUGCCUCACCAGAAGCUGCAAUAAAAAAAUCUACAUUUAAUGAAGAAAGUGAAAAAGAACAAGAAAGAAAGGAAGACACAGAACAUCUUGAAAUAAAGCAAGAGCUGCAUCUAGUGACAACAAGUGAAAAGAAUACAGAACAAACUUUAUUGCCAAUAAUAGCUGAUGUGAAACAUAUCAGCGACCUCAGCAGUAGUAGUAGCAGUAGCAGCAGCAGCAGUGAUGAGAGUGAUCAAAAUGACAACUUUUCAUUUGAAAACCAGUCUGCUGAGCUUCAUAAUAUUGAACAAACACCUGUGAAAGAAACUAUAACUGCAGUGUAUAUUAAUCCAGAUGAUACAUCUUUCAAUUUGGAACAACAAUUAGUCAAAUUACAAGGCGAUGCCGACAAACAAGUUGUGGAAAAGGAGACAUUAGGUGCUGACAAUGUAUCUUUCUCCUCUUCAAGUGAGACUGAUAGUGAUAGUCUUAAUGCUCUAGCAGAGAGCAAAGACGAACUGGUGCCCAGAACCCCAAUAAACGAAUCUGUAGAGAAAACAGGGAAAACAGAUUUUAAUGGUUUAGAUAAUUUUUGGAAUGCAAUUAAUAAAUUAGAAAGCAGUAGUACUAGCAUUGAAUCAGAAGAUGUUGCAGACUCUCAGGUAGUACGCACAGACAUUAUUUCAGACAAUUGUUCAGCAGAGAAACACAACAUCACAGUGGACCUGAACCUUGAAACUAAUGUCCCAACUCAAUUGCAAACUUAUGAUACUAAAUCUGAAAUAAUAAAAAUUGAAAAUUGCUCAUCCUCCCCAAAAGAGGAAAAUGAAUGUUGUUAUACAAUUGAACAUGAACAUCAAAAAGAGCAAAUAAUAUCCAUUUCGAUGCCAAAAUAUGUCAUAAAAAAGGAAGUUUGUGAUACAAAACAUGUUAUUGUUGAUGAUAUAAAAUCCUCUUUUUCUCCAGCAACAGAAUUAGGCACGACAGAAGAAAAGGUGAAAGUAGAAAUGGAUGAGAAAGCAGAUGCUAAUUUGAUAAUGUCAUCACAAGUAAUACUCGGAGAAAUCAUAAGUACUAAACAUAUUACAUGCUCAACAAACACUGAAACAAAAGAAACUCAUCCUGGAAAUGUAGCAAUUGUCGAAGAGAAAAUAGAAAUCUUUGAUUCGCCAAAGGAUAUGAUGACCACAGAAAAAGUCACUCCAACUAGUGUGCUAGAGAAUACAAAUGAUGACAAUAGUACAGCUAAUAAUGAAGCAUUGGGGUCAUCAGCCAUUCCGAUUUCUACACAGAUAGAUAUCAGUGAUGGCGAGAGUGAAACAAAAGAAAAAGAACAUGUAAAAAAAAGCCAAUUUAAUCCUUUUCGAAGGAAAAAGAAGGAUUACCAGAUCAAACCUCCAACUGGUGGCACUAAGGAUUCAGUAAUAGCAGAACCAAAUAUUAUUGUGGUAAAAGAUCAAGACCCAAGCACUGAUAUAAAAAUGAUGGGUAAAAAGGUCAAGAAGGGACACAAGAAGAAGCUAAGUAGAGAUAUAUCCAAUGAACUAAACAAAAAUGAGGAGGAAUGCAACAAAGAACAUGAUGCAAAUGGAAAGAAGGGCAAGAAAGGAAAAAAGGGACACGAGAAACAACACAGCAGGGAUGUAGCAUCUGAAGAGCUGAAAUUAGAAGCUGUCAAAAAGGAAAGUUUCUUGAAACAAAAUGUGGAUGAACAACCACAACUAAAGGCAAGUACAAACAGUGAUAUACCACCACAACAUAAAGAUGAUGUCAAACACAUGGAAGCUUUCUACAUUGAAAGUGGAAAGAAAAUAAAAAAAGAAAGAAAAGGACACAGGAAAAAGAAAAGCAGGGACAUAUCAUCAGAUGAAGUAAAAGAAUAUGAUAUCACUUUGAAUGUUGUACAACAUGAAAAAGACGCAACACCAAUGUACCAAGAGAGUAAAGAAGUAGAACAAUCUGGGAAAAAAGAAAAAGGUCUGUUCAAAUUCUUCAAAAUAGAACAUUCCAAGUGUGGAAAGUAUGAGAAAAGUGACGAUGUUGAAAAGAUAAAUAAGGAUUACCAUGUAAAGUCAGUGGAAGGCCAUGAUGGAUUGGUAGUUGAAACUGAUAUAUCAUGUGAUCAGGUAAACAAUGAAACUGUCCAUGAUGGUUUGGCAACAGCAAACAAGCAUAAGUUAGGUACCCAACAAGAUACCAUGGACGAUUCUGUGUUACCUAUACCAAUGCCAGAAAAUAUGUCACUCCAAAUAUGUAAUACCAAUGACAAUGUGUAUGCCAUUGAUGAACGAAUACAGAUUCAAAUGCAAGAAAAAGAUGAGCCAUAUCAAGACAAGUCGAAUAGUAGUGUAAGAAUAGAGAAAGAUGUUGAACAUCUAAACAAUAUGCAGAUAGACUCAUGUGACCGUAAUCCAAGUGAAACACUGGAGGCUAGAAACAUUGAAAAGCAUGCAACAAAUGUAGGAAUGUUUGGUAUUUUGAAGAAAGAUACUGAAGAAUCUGAAUUGCAAACAGAAAUGAUGGUCGACGAAAACCACCAUAAUGACCAUGUUGUUUCCAUAAGUUUAGAUGAGAAGCCAGGUUUUCUGCCAGACAAAACUGUACAUAAGUCUACAGAAAUACAUGUUGCAGAUAGUAUUGAUCAAGGCGAAUUACCAUUUAAUGCAAGUGCAAAUGAGGAGGGCGUACUAGAUACAAAAAACAACAUGAAGUAUCCGGAUAGCAAACUCAGUAACAGUAAAUCACUAACAGAUGCAGAAUGUAAUGAAGAUGAUGACCGAGAUAAGACAGUGGAUGUUGAAUUGGAUAUUAGUUCAAAAGUGGAUGGAAAUGAAGAAGUUAUUGAAAAUGAAUCACAACUUAUAUCACCAACUUUGAUAAAGGAUGAUACAAAAGCCAAUCAAGAUAUUACUACUAAAGUUCAUCAACCAAAUGAGAAAAAAAACGUGGUAUAUGGCGGAUUACAGCCCAAUACUGGUUCAACAGAACUAAAUUAUGAAGUUUCCGAUAUCCCAUGUAAAGGAGAGUACAACAUACAAAAACAGUCCAAAUUACAUGUAGAGUAUGUUGCUGAUAAUGGAGAUGAAGAAGAAAUAGAAAAACAACAACAUGCUUCAUCUGAUAAUGAUAAAGAUAAAACAGGCAGUGUAAUGAAGGAUAAGUGGGAUGUUGUUCGUCGAUUUUUCAAAAGAAAGCGCAAAGACAAAAAAGAACACAAAAUUAAGAGCUCAGAUUCAACAAGUACUGAGCACACAGACCAUGAUGAAGAAGAUUUUGAUGAUUCGCACACAUCUUUACAUACAGACACAUCAAGUCUGUCAAUUGAAGAAGAUCAUAAAGAUAUUAUAAUCAGAAGAAAGGAAGGAAGGAAAGGUCUUAAAAGUUUCUUUUCAAAACGAAAAUCAAAAGAGUUCACACUAGGUGAAGUAACAAUUGAUGGUGAUCAAGAUGCUGAAGAGUUCAAAGAAGUAGAUGUAACCCUUCAAAUAGAAACAAAACCUCCAGAAGUGGAAAGCCAAUAUGCAAAUGAUGCAUUAAAUCCUGAUACCAGUGACAUGACUGACAUUCCACUAUCAUCAUCAACAAACAAAAACACUCCUUUACCUGAAGGGAAAAGUGAUGGGACAGAUGUUUUUGAUGAAAGGGAAGUUGAAAUGACAAUAACAGCUAUAACACCAAUUUCUGAAGUGGAUAUGAAAACUGAAGUGCUGUCAGAAGAUUAUAAUCACAGUAUGAGUAAGGACAAGGAAAUAAAGAAAGAAAGUAGGACAGGUUUGAAAAGUUUCUUUGCAAAACGCAAGUCAAAAGAAUUCCCACUGGGGGAAGUAACAAGUGAUGUUAAUCGAGAGGAAGUCUUCAAAGAAGUGGAUGUAAAUCCUGAAAUAGAAACAGAACCUUCAUUAGAAGUUAGAGACCAGAGUGAAUGUUCGUCCAUAAAUCUUGAAGUCAGUGAUCUGACUGAAUUUCAACCAUCUUCAACAAAUAAUAAAGCUGAUUUACCUGGAGAAAACAUUGAAGUGAAACUAAUUACAAAAGAAACAGCUGUACCAAAAAUGUGUGAAGCUCAAAUACAAACUGGUGUUACUUUAGAUCUUAAUGACAGUAAAACUAAAAACAAGAAAGAGAAAAAGAAAGAGAAAAAGAAGGGUUUUAAAAAUCCAUUUGGUAAACAGAAGUCAUAUGAUUUUAAACUUGACCAUGAAGACCAAGUAGAUGUAAUCGUUGAGACUAUAAGACCUUCUGGAUUGAUAGAACACAGUAUUCACACUUCAGAUAAUCUUGAUGAUACUGAUCAUGCAUUAACCCAACAAUCUUCAAGUCAAGAAGCAAGCUUCACUGUGGAAAAUGUCCAUGAAAUGGAUGUGUCUGAAGAUGUAUUAUCUGAGGAUAAAGUUGUAAAAGAUAUAAUAACAGAUGAAGCUGUUACAGAAAUAUGUGAAGCCCAGGCAGAUUUAGUGCCAGAACAUGAUGUAAAAGAAAAGAAAAAAGAACUUAGGAAAGGAAAGAAGGGUCUUAAAAGUCUGUUCGCAAAACGGAAGUCAAAAGACUUUACACUGGAUGCAGAGAAAAUUCAUGUGGACCAUGAUAAUGACUUCAAGAUUAUUGAAACGAUACCAAACUUAGAAAUGAAUCAAAGUGAGAAUUCUUCUCUGAAUCACGAGAUCGUCGGUGAAACUGAUGUACAUUUAGAAACGACGAUAAAAGAUGAAUCUACAGAAAAAACACUUUCACCAAAAACUCAUGAUGAUAAUAGACUAGCUGAAGUAAUUCCAGAAAAUCCAAAAGACAAUAAGACAAAGAAAAAAGUAUCUAAGAAGGAUGGCAGGAAAAGUCUCCAUAAUAUCUUUGCAAAACGAAAGUCAAAAGAUCUGGAUAAGUGUUUGAAGGAAGUGGGUGUAAACUCUGAAAUGGAAAGGAUAUCUUCUUUAGAAGCAGCAGAUCAAAGUGAAACUGGUCCUUUAAAUCAUAAUGUCACCAUUCAAGUUGAUGUUCCACUACAUUCAUCAAGUAAUAUAAUGGAUGUCACUGACGAGAAGGAGACUGCCUCAGAUGUUUUGGAAGGUAAACAAUCUAAUGACCAAAAGCUUGAACCAGAAAUGUUGAAUGUUUCAAAACAACUAGAAGUGUCUCCAGAUGAAUCAUUACAUCAAAAUGAAGAAGUUACAAUGCUAGAUCCAACACAGCAAGGCAAUUAUUUUUUAGUUGAAGCAGGUGGCACUGGCAACAUUCUCCAAGGGGAUGUGUCACCUGUAGUAUCAGUAAUAUCCCCUGACAUUGCAGUUGACAACAGUUCAAAAGAAAACAUUACAUCAGACAUAACUAAGCUAAAUAAGAAUAGUCAAGAUGGGACAGACAACAAAGAUGAUGAAGCAAGCACUUCUGAAAGUAUUGACUCAAAUGUUCCAAAGUUUGUAGAUGUAACCAGUAUAGUUAAGUUUAACAGUUACGUUCAUGCAACUGAUAUUGAAGAAGGUGGCACUGCCCAUGAAUGUAGCAAAGCAGACACUGAUGAGUCAUCACAAAUUGGGAAAAUGACAGUUAAAAGCAGAAUGAACACAGAAGAAACGUGUGUGCAAGUUAUUAGAACAGAAACUGAUGAUGUAGAGGACUCCAUUAAAAAGAUAAGCCUAUAUGUACCUAUAUUGUGUCACACAGAACACAAUGAAGGAUCUAAUAGUCUUUUGUUAUUAGAAAGGAAAUCUGAACAGGAACACUCAGCUCCAAAACAAGCGGAUGAUUUAACACCAUCUACCAUACAGCUUGAACAAAUGACUUUGGAUAAUACUGAUGCUGAAACUGUUGGACAAUUCACAACUGUUGAUGAUGAGUUUGUUAUUAGCAAUGAAUUUCAUGAAAGUAUUUAUAACAAUCCAAGCACUGGUAGUCUUCUCAUCUCAAAUAUGCCAGAGUUACUAGUGACAACUGAAAGGGAUGGACUGUCAGGCACCUUAGAAUCAAAUGAAAAGAGUGUAGCUGCUGAACAGUCAGACAAAUUACAAUCAAGUGGAUGGAAUGUAGCUGCUGAACAGUCAGACAAAUUACAAUCAAGUGAAGGGAGUGUAGCUGUUGUACUGUCAGACACAAUAGAAUCAUGUGAAGAGAGUGUAGCCACUAAACUGUCUGACCCAAUAGAAUCAAGUGGAGAUGGUUUACCUGCUGAACAGUCAGACAAAUUAAAAUCAAGUGAGGAAAAUGUACUUGUUGUACUGUCCAACACCUUAGAAUCAAUUGCAGAAAGUGUAGCUGUUGUACUUUCGGACACCUUAGAAUCAAGUGAAGAGAGUGUAGCUGCUGAACUGCUCGACACCUUAGAAUCAAGUGGAGACAGUGCAGCUGCUGAACAGACAGACAAAUUAGAACCAAGUGGAAGGAAUUUAACUGUUGGAUUCUCUGACACCAUAGAAUCAAUGGAAGAGGCUGUAGAUGUUGAACAGUCAGACGAAUUAGAAUCAAGUGGAGGGAGUGUAGCUGUUGUACUGUCAGACACCAUAGAAUCAAGUGGAGACAGUGUGGCUGCUGGACUGUUUGACACCUUAGAAUCAAGUGAAGGGAGUGUAGCUGUUCUACUGCCAGACACCAUUGAAUCAUGUGGAGAUAGUGUAGCUGCUGAACUGACUGACCUCUUAGAAUCAAGUGGAGGAUGUAUAUCUGUUGGAUUGACAGGCACCUUAGAAUCAAGUGGAGGGAGUGUAACUGCUGAACUGCCUGACAAUUUAGAAUCAAGUGGCAGUAAUGUAGCUGCUGAACUAGUCGACACCUUAGAAUCAAGUGGAGAUGGUGUAUCUGCUGAGCAGUCGAGCAAAUUAGAAUCAGGUGAAGGGAAUGUACCUGUUGUAUUGUUCAACACCUCAGAAUCAAGAGUGGGUUUAACUUUUGGAGUGCCAGAUACCAUAGAAUCAAACGAAGAGAAUUGUUCUGAGAUGAAUCCUAUGGUUGGCUCAUCAUCACAUGACAUAACAAUAAAGGAUGAAGAUAUCAAUCGGGAAAUACAAGUCAAUGCAGAUGUCACAACUGAACCAUCAACAACAUCAAAUAAUGGUGGGCUGAAUAAAGUACAGUUGAAUACAGACGGUGAUGAUAGGGAAGACACAAUGCAAAUGGAGUUAGAAUUAACACACUAUUCUGAAUUAUCAAUGGAAAACACAAAGCAAAUGUAUCCAUCUUCAUCUGAAGAAGCAGCAACAGAGUAUCUUGAUAAUGCUAGUCAAAUAUCUACACUAGUGGCUACUGCAGAUGCAAAAGUCCAAAUUGCAGUGAUAGAGACACAGAAUAUCGAAGCCAGUAGCAUGAUUGAAUACGCAGAUGAUAUAGAUGGUAUACAAUAUAUUGUUGAUGACAAGAAAGUAGAACACAAUGCAGUGGUAGAAGUUCUAAAAACAGACGAUUCUGAAGCAGAUUUGCCUCAAAUAGGAAAUAUAUAUCACAUAGAUAUGCACGAGUCCUUACAAGAACUUAAUUUUCUCCCUGAUUCAGCAUCACCAAUUGCAUCAUCUUCAUCUUCGUCAAUAUCAUCUGAUUCAACUCUUAUUGCAAUAGAAAGGGGAACUGUUGGCAGAACAGGUGAUUUUCAAGAUCUGGAAUUUGAUGAUAAUCAGCCACCACCGGUGCCAACUUGCUCGCCUCCUGAAUCAGACAGUGAAGAAAUUGAUAUGGAGCCCACAACACGGCCUGAAAAUCCGAAUGAUAUUUGUGAAAAUGAGAAUGUACAGAAUGACUAUGGGUCGCUUAAUACUGCAUUCGAAACUCAGAUCAAAUCAGAAACAGAAAUCAUUUCACCAGUACCUCCUCCACUGCAUUUUCAAGAUGAGUUUCAAGAACAGCAACACAAACUUGAAAGUGGGUCCUCUGAAGAAGAUGAUGCUCAACUUGACAUUGGAACAAAUGAGACCAAAAUGCCUGUUGAAACAACACAAGAGGAUAUUACCCGGUCAUCAGAGAUUAUUAAAACUGAAAUUGAGUAUCAACGAAUGACAACUGUGAUGGAGUUCAGUGUAAAUGACAAAUCAGUAAAUGCAGAAUGGAAUCCAACUACAGAAGCUCAGCAGGAAAUCCAUUCAGUCAUUGGACAACCAUGUUUACUCCAGGUAACAAUCCCACAAUCAGAUGGUAGGUGUGAGACGUCAGUAGAACAAACCCAAGUAGCAAGUGUGAGCAUGAUGACCGAAAAGAAUGUAUAUGAAAUUCAGGAUUUCAAAGAAAAUAUAACAUUACCAACUGUAGAAAUAGAAAAUGAUGUUCCGUCUACCCAUGAAGAGCAUAUUUCAUCAAAUGUGACAGAAGGAGAUGUAGUUCACCAUGGAUAUACUGUACAGUCACUGACAUUAGAACAUACAGCAGUUGAAUCAACAGUGGUAGAAUAUAUUGAAUAUAACCAAAACAACAAUGCUAGACAUACAAUUGUUUCUGGUCACAAAGGCAGCUAUGAUAUCACUCCAGUUGAAGAAAAUACUGAUGAUGCACUCUCAACUUCAUCCUCCACUGAGAAAAGUGAAUAUUCAAAAAAGAAAGACAAGGACUGGAAAGGAUUUAAGCUGUUUAAAAAGAAGAAACCUGAAACACUUAGUAAAUCUAAGAAGCAAGAAGAAAAAGAAGAAACAAACAUUCAUGAUGGGGCUACUGUCAUGGGACAAGAAACUGACAUUGCAUUUACUGAUGACAAUGUUGUAGUGCAACAUGACUGUGGAGUUGAGGAUGGAGAAUUUAUAACUGAUGUCUCAGUUGAUGGCGAUGAGAACCAAAACAAAGAAAAUGACAAGUCAGCUACACAAACGAGUAAAGAUCAACAGAUAGAUUAUGACAUUCAGUGUACAGAAGAACUGCUAAGUGUAGCUAAAACUGGAAUUGACACUAAACAGUCCAAAAAGAAGGGUGGAACACUUAGUAAACUGUUCAAACGAAAGUCCCAUACACGUGAUGGGUUUGAAGAUGGUGAGGAAAAGGACAAAGGAAAGAAAAAAGAAUUACAAGAUGAGAAAAAGAAGAAAAAACUAAAAACUGAGAAAAAGGGAAAGAAAAAUGAAGUGCCCAUAAGUGAUUAUUUGUUUUCUCUUCAGCCAUUUGAUGAGAAAUCAAUUGAAAUGACACAUACAAUGACUGCCGAAAAGCUUACAGAAGAGUCACCUGUUACACCUCACACCAAAAAUAUAUCGCCACGUUUGAGACCAAGUACUAAAAAGAAAAGAGCUCCUUUGCCACCUGCAGCAGUUACAAAAAAACCUACAGCUGCCGUUAUGUACAAAGAAAAAGCAGAUCAACAGACACAGCCUUCAACACAAGCAACUGGAAUACCUAUUGGUAUCACAGAAAAUGACUCGGUGACAAAAUGCCUGACAUUGGAUUCUUCUGCUAGUAAAGAGGAAGAAGAAAAGAAAACCCAUGAUGUGUCAACAAUGAAAACACGGAAAAGAGCGCCACCACCACCACCACCGCCAGCACUAUCAUCAUCACCGUCAACUAUUUCAGAUGAAGAAAGCACAGUUAUUGCUCCAGUGGAAAUAAAAAAUGAGGAAAUGGACAAUAAUCACAUACAAGAACUAGAGCUGUCAGGUAGUAGUGAUAACUACAAUACAAAUUGUAUGCAGAUUGAAAAUGAAGACACACAUGAUGGUAAUGCAUGCGAUAGUUCUCAAUUGUUUGAUGCAUUUGCCAUGGACAUUUCCACCAUAUCAAAAGUAGUACAUGAAAUGCCCCUUCCAGAAGGCAUGCCACCACCUAAGCCAAAACGUUCAUCAUUAGACCUAGUCAACUACAAUCCAGGAGAUUUCAAAAAAUCUGAUCCAUUUUUUGCAUCACCAAUUACUUCACAAGAGCUAUUAACUUCACCAAAUGCAACCAACAUGGAAGGUGAUGUUACAGCAGUCAGCAUUGCCAAUCAACCUGAAGAAUCAGGUCAAAUUCAAAUGGAAGAAGUGUUGGAAACUGUAGCAGCAGUUACAGUGAACUACAGUACUGAUGAUCAACAAAAUAAUACAGGUAUUAUUGAAGACACUGUGCAAGAACAUCCCAAUCAGCCCACAGAAGCUAAAGAAAGAGGCCAUACAGUGGACUUAGGGCAUACAAAUGAGACCGAAACAGACAUGAAUAAAAAUAUGGAGUGGGCUGAUGUGAAAAGGAGACCGAGUGCUGCACAGAAGAGGAGACCAAGACCAGUGUCCAUGGACGAGAGUUUUGCACCAUCCCAAAAAUACAGUGAUGUUCGUAUGAGGACAAAGACAAUAUUGGCAGGUCUCAAUAGUAACCACAAAGACAAAGAAGCUAACCGACGACAUACCAUUCAUGGGGAUAACUUAGUCAAGGAUGAUAAUAAAAGAACAUUUAUGUAUGUUGACACUGAAACAACACACGGGAAUGGUGGUAAACAUUCUUUCAAACGUAAUGAAAAAAAAAGUGAUCCAUCAAUCUUUCAAGACUACGAAAAUCUAAUUGCAUCUGCAAAUAAAGCAUUAUCUCGUGUACAUAGUGAUCAAGAAAUGAGCUGCACAGAUUUGGAUUCAGCGUGUAAUAAUAGAUUAGAGACAGAGAAGCUGAGCGAUGAUAGAGCACAAGAAAAUCUAAAUCUUACUGAAGGACCUAACUCUUCGAAUUCAGAAAAUGGUAAGAAGAUGUAUAAGGCACAAAGUGUGGUGUCUGUAGCUCCAUUGAGUAGACAUGAUAAGGAGAGACACAGACCAGAUGAUGAUUCAGUGGUUUCUCUUUCAUUUGCAGCUGCACCUAUUGAAGUUGGGGAGAGAGCCACAUCACCAAUAACAAAUGAACACCAAUCAGUAGACAUUCCCUCUGUAGUUGGCCUAUCAAAGGUCAAGAUACGAUUACGAAGUCCAACUAGGCUGAAAAGACGAAAAAGGGAAGAAGAAACGAAAACCCAACCUGUGACAAGCAAAAAAGAAGAGUGGGUACCAUCAUGGAAUACAAAAGAGCGUACUAAAGAACAUGAUGAUGAUGAAAUGAUCAUGGUACAUGCAAAGCCCAUAUUUAUUGAGGAGUCACCUGAACUUCUGGAAUCAACGCUGGCAAAUGCUGCAACUUCUGAAAUUUCACAACCGCCACCUCUGCAAAACCCAUCAGCAGAAUAUGACCAACCGCUCAAAGAACAAUUUUGGAAAAUGGCACCAAUUGAGCUCCAAGAGCUGAUACAAGAGCAGCAAAGAAAAAUGGAAGAUUUGCAGGAUCAGAUGAAUAGAUUCCAGUCAUCGUCAUCAACAACAGAACAAUAUCCAGUGCCUAUGUCUAUGUAUGGUUCAACUGUUCAUAGCAGUCAACCACAAAUGUAUCUCAACAGUGCAGGACAUAUAAUACAUUCUCCACAACCAGUAUAUACAAUGCAACCAACAAUUUCUGUACAAGGUGUAGUGCCAAUACAAGUUAUGACACCGCAAGUACCAAUGCAGACUGUAGAAAUGCAUCCAUCAUUUACUGCAAUACACAUGCAAGGACAAAUUCCAGAAAGCUUGUCACGGCAAACAAAUAGAAAAGAUUUAUAA